Molecule: messenger RNA, 4278 nt
Organism: Cydia strobilella
Lineage: Eukaryota; Metazoa; Arthropoda; Insecta; Lepidoptera; Tortricidae
Exons: 2
Coding region: 1402-4236 (944 amino acids)
Molecular function (GO): catalytic activity
Source: RefSeq, a predicted model, not a curated record
AUGGCGCAUACGUUGAAGUGCAACAAUUGUAAUAUUGUGGUGAACGAGCUGUUGGCGUUUGUGAUAAAUAAGUUACAUGUUAUGGACGAUGAGAGCAUGAGCAGAAUUUGUUUGGCCUUCUUUACGGCUCAAGACAUAAGGACGGCUAAGGAUUUACUGUUUUUAUCCGUCCCGGUACGAAAAAGGAAGAUAAACCGAAGACGAGAGGGGCAUCAGCGCCGUGAUAUUGACGAUAUUAUUGACCUUGCGCGAGAGACAGAUCCUGACAAGUUUCCGGUUUUUGUGGCCAGGGACUUACACAAGCUACCGCCAAUAGACUUUGACUCUGUGGACUUAACUUCGCUUCUUAAAGAUAUGGUAGUGCUUAAAAAUGAACUGCAAACCAUAAAAGCGCGGUAUGUUACGGAGGAGCAGUUUCAAAAUCUGGAAAAGACUGCUAUGGAGUGCCGUAGGAUUUCCAACGAAAGUGAUCCAUUCUAUAGAAACGUCAGUCAUUCAAAUUUAAAUGUUAACGUUAGACGUGGUGCAUAUUUAAACAGCGGACCAAUGGGUUUACACAUGUCGAGCAGUAUAGAAAAUGCCGAUGAACAUAACAAGACUGUCCUGUCUCAAUCGAGCCCGUGUGGGACCGGUAUCUCGCCGUCCCACUCGCCGAAUCGGAAACCGGCCGAACAUACGAACAGCGUCAGCGCUGAUCAAGAAAACACAUCUGCGCAUGCGCUGAACCUGACGCCGCAGCCAUCACCGCCGCGCUCCUCACCCCCGCCGACCGCCGCCAUUGCAACUAAGCAGCCGCCGAGUAAACAAGUGUCGUGCACCGGUGAGCAAGUUGAGGCGAUGACAAUAAACCGGUUAUUUAGUGGCCCACUAUUAAUAGCAGAAAGUCAGGAGUUACCGAAUCCAGUGACCUUGGACCCUGUUAGGAGCUUUGCUGAUAUAGCGAAGGAGGGAGAAUGGAAGAAAGUGGUGAAGAAGUCAAAACCUGCGCCGAAGAAUCGGCGUGUAGGCAUGAUGGGCAAGGCCGAAACCAAGACAAACUUCAAAGCUGCCGAUCCGAAGGUUCCUAUUAUGAUUACGAACGUGCACAAGGAUACGUCAAAAGCAGACAUAAUAAACUACAUACGUGAGAAAACUAGUGACACAGUGACGCUAGAACAAAUAGUGAUGAAAAACAAAAGCAAUAAUUAUAACGCCUAUAAGUUUUACGUAUGUCAAGAAAAAAUUAGCAUGUUUUUAGAUGAGUCAUUGUGGCCUAGCGGCGUAAUAUUUCGCCGGUUUAUUACAUCUAAGUAUGUACUUGUAAAUACCGGCCGCGACACCGCGCCAAGCGUCGCGACCAGUGCUACGCCGGGUGCUACGAGUGCUACGACGACCAUAACGUAAACAAACAUAAUUUAAUUUAUGGGAUUAAGUGAAGUUACACUCUGUUCAUUUAAUUGUAGAAGCAUUAAGCGAUCCAUUGACGAUAUUAGAAUAUUAUGCAAUACGGCGGAUAUAAUAGCCAUUCAAGAGCACUGGCUUAUACCAAGUGACCUUGCAUAUUUAAACACCAUAAGCGACGAGUUUGCCUGCACCGGGACCUCAGCGGUGGACACGACAGCGGGAAUGUUGCGCGGCCGGCCGUACGGAGGCACUGCACUUCUGUGGCGUAAGAAGCUCUUUCCGUCUACGUCGGUUAUUCAGUGCGAUAACGUUAGGAUUAGUGCGAUCGAUAUAACGUUAGGUGACAAACACAUAAUAGUGUUUAGCGUUUACAUGCCGAAUAAUGCUAUCGAUAACUUGCCUGACUUCGUACAAUGUGUCAGUACAAUGGAUGCUAUAGUGAAAGAAAGUUGCGUGGAAACAGUUUACUUAUUAGGAGACUUCAAUGCGCAUCCAUACGAACUAUUUUGUGACGAGUUACUUAGUUUCUGUGCGGAACGGGACUGGAUCUGCGCUGAUAUCGUUAAACUGGGCAUAGACUCGAGCGCGCACACGUACUUAAGUGAAAUGCACGGAUCUAAGCGGUGGUUGGAUCAUUGCGUAACCACGUCAGCCGGGCUGGGCGCUAUUGUUGAUAUUUUCAUUAAUUACGAUGUCUUUUGUUCUGAUCAUUACCCUCUUGUAAUUAAAUGUAAUUUUAAUCUAGUUAAGCCUAAAGUGUAUACGAGUAAUAACUGUGCAAUAAUAUUUAAUGGGAAAUGUGUAACUUGGGGGGAAAGAACCUCUGAUGAAAUUGAAAAAUAUGAAAAUAAAUGUAGUGAACUUUUAAAACUUAUUGAUUUUCCUUCCGAAUUAAGGGAUUGCUGUGGUAGCUGCUGUUUAAAUAACUCUGACCAUUGUAAGAUAAUUGAUCAAAUGUAUUUAAAAUUAAUAUCAUCGUUAUGUUUGGCUUCUAUGCACAGCAAAGCUGCCACAGGUUCCGGAUGCCGAAAAAAGAUAGUCAUAGGGUGGAACAAACAUGUAAGCGAUGCGCACAGGGAGGCCAGGGCUAGAUUCCAGGACUGGGUUUCGUGUGGUAAGCCUAAUAGUGGGUCCGUUUUUGAUGCUAUGACUCUUAGUCGUAAAAUAUUUAAAACUAAACUGAGAUGGGUCCAAAAACAUCAAGACCAAAUAAAAAUGGACCUACUUGCCGCACACCACACGAAAAAUGAUUUUCGAAAUUUUUGGAAAAUGACGAAAAAGUUGGACACUAGGCCUGGACUUUCUGUAAGCGUGGACGGAGUUUCGGAUCCCAAGGGCAUUGCAAAUGUAUUUAAGGACCAUUUCAACGUUAAACCCGCUGCCUCGCCCGCUGACGGGCGGCGGCAGUUGCUCGAUGUUGGUGUAUCGGAGGGGAGUGACUUUCAGAUCCAUUUCAGUGCAGAUGACGUAAGUAAAAUAAUAAAAGAUAUGAAGAGAGGAAAGUCGCCCGGUCACGAUCAUUUAAGUAUCGAGCAUCUGCUGUUUGCUGGUCCUCACUUACCCCGCAUAUUGGCAAUGUUUUUUGACCUUUGUAUAAGUCACUCGUACCUGCCAUCUAAUUUGACCAAAACCAUUGUUGUGCCCAUUGUCAAAAAUAAAACGGGUGACAUAUCCGACAGAGCUAACUACAGGCCUAUAUCACUAGCAACAAUUGUGGCUAGGGUACUCGACGGCUUGCUCAAUGUGCAAUUGGACAAAUGUAUAAAAUUACAUGAUGCACAGUUCGGCUUUCGAGCCGGUUUAUCUACUGAAAGUGCCAUCAUUUGUUUAAAGCAAGCUGUCGAGUACUACACACGCAGAAAAACACCUGUUUAUGCGUGUUUUCUCGAUCUUUCCAAAGCCUUCGAUCUUGUUAAUUAUGAUCUACUUUGGAAUAAGCUAGACGAAGUGCAUUUCCCUAAGGAACUCACACGCAUAUUUAGGUGUUGGUAUGCUGGUCAACGGAAUUGUGUUCGCUGGGGUAGUGUGUUGUCGGACGAAUACGGUCUGGAGUGCGGGGUGAGGCAGGGGGGACUGACCUCGCCCAAACUUUUCAAUUUGUAUAUCGAUGCCUUGAUCGGCGAGCUCAGCAGUACACGUGUAGGCUGUCAUAUAGAUAGGGUAUGUUUCAAUAACAUAAGCUAUGCCGAUGACAUGGUACUGUUGAGUCCGUCGGUCGGUGGUCUGAGAUUGCUUAUUGAAAGGUGUGAGUCAUAUGCCCUAACGCAUAACCUUAAAUAUAAUGUAAGCAAGAGCGAAUAUAUGGUGUUCAAAGCGGGAAGCAAGUGCCCAUCACACGUCCCACCCAUUCGUUUGAAUGGCGUGGAACUGAAAAGGGUUUCCUCAUUUAAAUACCUUGGGCACUUGGUAACCGACGAUUUCCGUGAUGACGCCGAUAUUGAGAGGGAGCGGAGGGCCCUGGCCGUCAGGGCCAAUAUGAUAGCUCGCAGGUUCAGCCGGUGUACAGCGCAAGUUAAAGUAACAUUAUUUCGAGCGUUCUGUACAUCGCUGUACACCUGCAGCCUGUGGACUCGGUACACGCAAAGGGCUUUCAACGCCAUGCGCGUACAAUAUAAUGACGCGUUCAGGGUACUGUUGCGGCUGCCUCGGUACUGCAGUGCGUCGGGCAUGUUCGCGGAUGCUCAUGUGGACGGAUUCCACGCGACACUGCGCAAGCGCUGCGCCGCGACGCUCCGCAGGGUCCGCGACAGCCGCCACAGUCUCCUGACCGUCGUGGCUGACAGAUGGGACAGUGGCCUGAUAAGACACUGGUCCUCUCUGCAUUUAUCUUUAGCACCUAAGAUAGUUAUUUAAGUUUAUUUUUAAGUUAACCGUAGUUAUAAAUUUUAAUAUCAA